UAAUGACCAGCCAACCCAGUGGGUUGCUCGGUUAGACACAUGAGAUACUACCUUGGUUGAAAGAAUAGUUAGGCUCUCAUUUCCCACAGCCAGCCUCUCAGUUAUUGGUGCCGGUUUAUCAUCUGUAGCUGGCUUUUCAGUAGUCUUCCUUUUGGUAAGACAACUUGAGAAUGAAUUCUUACCUUGCGUCAUUGGUAUCACUACAGACAUGCAUAAAAUACUUAAUGAGUGGCUGCCAAACUCCUUCAGGAAGGCUUUGAAUUAAAUUGUACAUUGUGGCCGAUGAUAUAGGGCCCAAAAAGACUAUUUUCCAUAAACUUAGAUUGAAAUUCAAGUUACAUCUGUAACUUGAAUUUGUCUUGAGGUUAAUCAACUUCCCAGAACUUGAAUAGUUAUAUAAAUCAUUGGUUUCUUAAAGUUGUAAAGUGCACUUAUCGCUGAAUCCAGUUUUUCUUCCUCUGUUGCUGUAAAUGAGGCUGGACUGAGGGCUGGGAGGCGAGGUUAAUGGUUACGCGAGUGCGCCUGCUCUGUGGGUCCAAUGAAGGAUUCAGGUUGAAUAUCCUGCUGGGCGGCAUGACACCCCUCUAUUUCCACAUCAUCAACGUGUGUUUGCACUGCGCUGUAACCUGCCUGCUUCUGUACACCGGUGAACGCUUUGUGUUUGAAGACUCUCGUUUGGCAUUUGUCACAGCACUCCUCUUCGUUGUGCAUCCCGUCCACACCGAGGCCACAAUACAGCUAUUAUCCUUAAUUAACAAUUGGCGACUGAUGAAUCGGUGCAGCUUUACCAAAGGACAACAAUCCCUUUAUUUUACUCCAAAGGUGGUGUCUGGUAUUGUAGGCAGGGCUGAUGUCUUGGCCUGUCUGCUGUUCUUGCUGACGUUCCUCUCCUACAUCAGGAGUGUGGGUGUGUGUGUUUCUGAGGACUCUCUGCCCUCCACGGUGUCGGUGUGGUUUUUGCUCCUCAGUUUGUUGCUGGGCACUUGUGCCAUGCUGGUGAAGGAGACCGGCAUCACCGUGUUCGGAGUGUGCAUGCUCUACGACGCCCUUGUGCUAUGCCGCAAGCCUCUUGUCAAACGUCGGCCUCAGCUCUGUGACUACCUCCGCUACCUGCUCAGCAGCCCUAAUCCCCCUACAAACCUGUCAUACCUUCACCUGUCCGGCUCCAGAUUCACGGACCUCCACCACAUCUGCAGCCCCUUCAUCAAACGAGCCUGCCUCAUCUCUGGCUAUGUGGUGAUCAUCAUGUCGGUCAGGCUGUGGCUGAUGGGAGGAUCCAUGCCCCUGUUCUCUGAACAGGACAACCCUGCCUCCUUCUCUCCACACCUGCUUACCAGGAUUUUGACCUAUUCUUACCUGCUGUCUUUCAACGCCUGGCUGCUGCUGGCCCCCAUCAUGCUGUGUUAUGACUGGCAGGUGGGCAGCAUUCCCAUGGUGGAGUCACUGGGUGACAUGCGCCUCCUGGCCACUACGCUACUGGCCGUGGUGAUGGUUGCUCUCUGCCUUCACUGCGUCUUCUCACUGCAGAGAAAGGAAAGCAGACAGGUGUUGGUUGGAAUGUUGUUUCUGGUCUUCCCCUUCAUUCCUGCCAGUAACCUUUUCUUCAGGGUGGGAUUUGUUGUGGCCGAGAGGGUUCUCUACAUGCCAAGUAUGGGUUAUUGUAUUUUGGUGGCUCAUGGCCUAGGUCGGCUUUGUUCGGUGAUGGGCCGUUGGGGCACCACAGUCCUCAGUGUCUCCAUGCUGCUGCUCAUUCUGCUCUUCUCCUGGAAGACCGUCCAGCAAAACCACGUCUGGCUCUCCAGGGAGGCGCUCUUCCGCUCUGGUAUCCAGACUCUGCCACACAAUGCCAAAGUCCACUACAACUACGCAAACUUCCUGAAAGACAUCGGCCGGCACCAGGAGGCCAUUCACCACUACACCACUGCUCUCAGGUUAUUCCCACGCCAUGCCAGCGCCAUGAACAAUCUCGGCACUCUAACUCGCGACCCUGAGGAGGCAGAGCGCUACUACAGGAAGGCACUGGACACCAACCCCCAGCAUAACCGAGCUCUCUUUAACCUGGGAAACCUCCUUAAAUCCCAAGGCAAGGAGAAAGAGGCUGAGACUCGGCUGAAGGACUCCAUACACUUCAGUCCACAUUUUGCUGAUGCUUACUCCAGUCUAGCAUCACUCUAUGCUGAGCAGAAACGCUUUGCUGAAGCCAGUGAAGUGUAUCUGAAAGGAAUAGAGAACUGCCCAGACAGCUCCGACCUGCAUAAUAACUACGGAGUGUUUCUGGUGGAUACGGGAGAGGGAGAGCUGGCAGCCACUCACUACCAGCAAGCCGUUAGACUCAAACCAGCACACCAUGUUGCCAUGGUGAACCUGGGCCGCCUCCUCCGAUCAUCCAAUGAGAACACAGAAGCUGAGUCUUGGUACAAGAGGGCGCUGCAGGUGACGAGGAAGGUGGACAACCUGACUCCGCUCGGAGCUCUGUAUUACAACACGGGGCGCUACGAGGAGGCUCUGCAGGUGUACAAAGAGGCCGCUGCACUGCAGCCAGACAGCACCGACAUCUUGCUGGCUCUGGCUCAGGUUUUGGCCAUGUCCGGUCGUACCAAAGAGGCAGAGAAGAUGACCAUAGACAUCAUAGCCAGAGAAGGCAGCUGUAUUGAAUGUUACCGCCUCCUGUCGGCCAUCUACAGCAAGCGUGGAAACUACACAGAGGCGCUGAAUGCUCUGGACAGGGCCCUGCAGCAGAGUCCCGGUGAUCUGACAGUGAGAGCAGAGCUGCACUUCUCCAAAGGAAACCAGCUCAGAGAGAUGAACCAGCUCGACCAAGCCUUCGAGAGCUACGAGCUGGCUGUCGAACUCAAACCUGACCAGUCCCAGGCCUGGAUGAACAUGGGAGGGAUUCAGCACAUUAAGGGAGACUAUGCAGCAGCCAGGAUGUACUACAAACGAGCCCUGCUUCUGAGCCCUGGCUCCAAACUGCUGAAAGAAAACUUGGCCAAGCUGGACCGAUUGGAGAGAAGACUAACAGGGGAAGCGUAACCCACCACAGUUCCCCAGACACUGUACCAUCCUGGGCACAGAUAAGGGGAGCAGGGCACAGCCCAGCCCUCGGAAGCCCAAACACCAGCCAUCAGGCAGCUGGAUAAAACAGACCUGACCUGGUUAUUAAGAUCACCAGCCUGAGUAAGAGCGAGACGAGGAUGAACUUGUCAGGGCUACAACGUAUUAGGAGUUGGACCGUGUGUGGCGUCAAAGAGACUGGUCGAGCUAUAGUUCAGACCCCUUUCCUCGGGGAAACUGAAGGGAUUGAUUCAUCUUUGUCAAGGGAUUGCACAUCUGCUUUUGACAUUUGUGUUUGAUUGAUUUAUUAUUUAGGUCCAUGUGAAGGCAUUUCCUUUAUGGCACACAGUAAUUCAGUCCUGGGAUACUUUCUCAUGUAUUUACAUUAGUGCAGUGGGCGUGUGUGGAACAUGUUGUUAUUAUUAUGAAGUAAAUGAGCCAAGAAGGAGUCAAAACCACUGACCAGGAUCACGGUCACAGAAAAAUCACAGAAGACUUCAUAUUCAACACCAAACCAUAGGUGGGACAUUGAAGGACAGUGAUUGUUUUACAAAUCACAAGCAGGGUUGGGGAAGCUGCUUUGAGGAUGUUGCUAAUGAAGAUACGGGAUACUCUUCAUUGAAAGUAAUUAAGGCACAGCAGCACUACACUUUUGUUGAAAGAAGUCAGCUGCCAUUCCAACUCUCUUCUCCAUAAUGUCAAACCAAACCAGUUGCUUGAUUCUCUCCCAAAUCACAAGACACUGAGUGCAAAAUCUGCACAACUGUAGCAUUUGGUGGUGCUACAGCCUGCAACUAUAAAUGUUGCAUACCAUUGAAAACCCAAACAAUACUAUACUACAUGAAGUGCUACUCUUCAAUACUGGUUACGAGUACGUCUCAAGUAUUGUCCUAGAGUUCAUGAGCUGAAAUUCCAUCAAUGAUUUCUUUAAACAUUCAUGAUGAAAUUGGCAUGAAGCAGCUAGACUCCGUUGGCCUUGUGGAACUAUAUAUUAGUGGUGUUUCUUUUUCCUCACAAGAACCGACGCCCACUUGCUAUAAGCAAAUUAACCAGAUGAAAGCAAAGUAAAAUGUUGUGGCAUUAAAGCUAGGGUUGGUAAUCUUUAGAAACUAGUGAUAUUACACUAGAUCAUCCUUACCCUAACCCUAUGAAAUAGUCUACCAAAAACCCCUGGCCAAUGUUGCCAACUCUUUUCCUAAGAUAUUAGCAAGCAGCAAAAAGUAGCGAGAAAGUCUCCAAGUUGGCAACACUGACAGCCCGUCCCUUCAGGCCUCUUUAAGGCCAGUCCCCCAGGAUCUUCAUAAUGUACAAACAAACGUGCCUAAUGUUCGUGCUCACAGCUGUUCAGCUAGCAGCUUGUGAAAGACUGAUGCAAAAUGCUCACAUGGCCAGUGUAUGCACAGGUAGGUAAGCAAGCAGGCAGGUAGGCCGUCAUCACCAACCAUGUAAUUUGGCCCAAAUGAAAUCUGAAUUAUUACAGUCCUGCGACAGCCGCAGAUUUCUUUUACUUUUGUUGUCACAACAUUUGAUUCAUUGAUUGCUGUUGGCCCUUCAUGAUAAUUUCAACUAAUAUAGCAAACAUGUUUUUGAAGAUCACCAACCCUAGCUUUCAUGUUAAUGAGCUACAGCUGAUGUAAUUUGCGACUGUCAACAUUUGUCAUUUCAACCAGCAAAAGCAAUGCACAGUGCCAACUAAACUUUUCAUAUCUGCCUGUGAUGAUCUGAUAUUAAAUGUUUCUGUUGGUGUGCACUUAGUGUCACUUGAUGAAACGAUCAGCUCCAAAACGUUAGUAAGUGGACCGUUGAGUUUGGAUUAUUUUGUUGAAGAGAUGAGGUUUGACUUUAUUCCCACUCUUUGCUUGAGUAUAUGAGUGAAAACAGUAUAAUAAAAUGCAAACUCUGUAAAGAUCUCGGAUUAUAUGAUAAAUGUAAUAUGAUUCAUAACAGCUGCAAUUUCUUUAAACGUAAACUCUGGAUGUUCAUCUGACCUCCAUUUCCAGAACUAGCAACAAGAUUAUAUUGUGAGCCUUCUGCGAGUAUAUUAAGCUAGUUUAUCUGCUCCUGUGUGAGGAGUCGAAACGUGUGGUUUCAUGCGUACUAUAACCUCUGAAGAUUGCUAUUUGGUUUCUUGUAGUGUUGUUGAUUAUGAAUGAAUAUUGUUGUGGAAUGACAAUGGGAUUAAAAUGAAGUGGCUAGUGCAAUGACUGACUUGCACCAAGAAAAUAAAGUAUAUGUUUUAUUAAA
Messenger RNA from Cyclopterus lumpus (lumpfish), 5298 nucleotides. RefSeq names its product transmembrane O-mannosyltransferase targeting cadherins 1 (gene tmtc1). Gene Ontology annotation, molecular function: mannosyltransferase activity; protein binding. The coding region runs from base 505 to 3033 and encodes 842 amino acids. Lineage: Eukaryota; Metazoa; Chordata; Actinopteri; Perciformes; Cyclopteridae. The transcript has 21 exons. Gene Ontology annotation, biological process: protein O-linked glycosylation via mannose; RNA processing. The record is from RefSeq and is a predicted model, not a curated record.